Sphenostylis stenocarpa is the source of this 1608-nucleotide messenger RNA. NCBI's taxonomy places the organism in Eukaryota, Viridiplantae, Streptophyta, Magnoliopsida, Fabales, Fabaceae. The record is from the annotation of a GenBank genome assembly.
AUGUUCACCAUAUUCUGGUUACCUUCAGUGAACAGUUUGGUUAUCAGUGGAAGGGCGAAAAGUGACGAUACAGUAGAGUUACAGUGUGGUGCAGAAGAAGGCGUUAAGCAAAACGCAUUCCCAAGCACCCCUGAACGCGCUUCUUCAAACCUCUUCCUAUUUUUGCUUCUCCCUCUUCUCCUUCUCCCCGCAGAGAAGAGAAGGGGAGAAGAACCCAAACAUAUUCUCCACCAAUAUUCCCCAAAACUAUCAAACAAGGCUUCUCAUCGCUCUCCAACCGAUUCCGCCAUUUCUCGCUUCCAGGUGCAUUGGUUUUUCCUCUCAAUGGUAUGUUCCCCGGGAAGUGGGAGAAUGGAGGUCAUCGCAAGGCUUCUCGCUGGUGGGAGCUUCUCUCAGACUGUAGCAGACGAUUUUGCCCAUCAGAAGUCGGCUGCUGAGUAUAUUUGCAGAGAACUACAUGAGGCAGACGAAGCAAAUUUGCUUCACGAAGAAGAUAUGCAUAUCUAUGGUGAGAGCCCCAUGACUGAUGCCUUGCAGCUGGUAUGCUGCAACACUUGCAAGAAGCCAAUUAAGGACAGUCAAUUUGCUGCUCAUGCAGAAUUAUGUAGGUCAUUAAAGCUCACAGAACAAACUACGUUGGAGCUUGAUGGCAGCACUGGUUAUCGAAAACCUCCUAGGAAGGAAAAGAAAAAGUUAGCUGCUUCUUGUGCAAACCACGCUUCAGCAGUUGGGGGACAAAGAAGGUCUGAGUCUCUGGAUAAUAUUGACUCAAAUUUGUCACAAUCCCACCUGAAUAGUCAAAUCAGAGUGACUCCCUUUACCAACAAGGUUAGAGUUCCAAUUUCCUUAGGACACUCUACUUGUGUAGAUGCAGCAUCUAUGAUGGAUGGUACUGGAAUUAAUCCUGGAAAUAGGGAACACCCAGCUUCUGUUAUGCAUCCUCCAACAAAACGUCAUAAAUUGAGAGCAAACACACACCUACCUGUACUAGAAAGCCCUGGAACAGAAUCUGGAGAGACCAAAACUGCGAGUUUCACAGAUGGAAUUACUUGCAAGGAUUUGCUUGAAAGAACUACUUCAGAACAUGGAGAUCCUAACCAAAAAAUCCUUGGGCAGGUCCUUGUACAACAUCAGAACUUACCGAAGAAUGAAUUUCCUGCACCCCUUGCUACAAAGAUAUUUUAUUCACAAAAGACCAAUAGACUGCGUGCCAGAAUUCGCCAUCUUUACUUCCAGAACUUGGAUGAGCAAUUGUGUACUGAUGUGUGUCCAAAGACAUCACAUGCUGAGAUGGUUGCAUUCCAAGAAUCAUCUCUUAGGUGCCCUUCAUUUGAUCAAAUGGACAAUGUACACGAGAGCCGAUCGCCUGCUAAAAAAUCUGAUCAUAUUCUUCCAAAGAGCUCAGAAAUUUGCUUACUAAAAGCAGGAGGCCUUCCUAGUAGUGGUUUGUCAAAUCAGUUUCUUCUUGAUAAUGUUUCAAGGUCUUCAGCCACAAAUGUUGGUUUGACCAGAAGCAACUUUCUUCCGACAUCAUAUUCAUUUGCUAGCAACACAGGAAAGUCACUGGGAACAAUGCAGCAACCAAAUGGGAGUGUUCCUGUUAUUUAG